AUGGAGGAUGGGGAUGGAGAUGAGCUGCCCCUGAAACUGCCCAGGGAUUCUGAUGAAGAAGACGAGCUGCCUUUGAUCUUGACACGGGAUUCCGUCCUCGACUAUGACCAACCAUCAGAGUGCGAAGACCAGCUACCACUGAAGCUGCCUAGGGAGUCUGAUGAUGAAGACGAGCUGCCUUUCAUCUUGAAAAGGGAUUCUGUCCUGGAAGACGAUCAGCUACCGCUGACACUGCCCAGGGAAUCUCACAAUGCUGCACUGGAGCGUUUCUUGGGCAGCGAUCAAGAGACGCUGAACUCUGUACUGACGAACAUCCUGGAGAGGUUCAGCGAGCUGGACGCGGAUGGUUCAGGCACCAUAACAAUGAAUGAGCUUGCGGCCCAUUGGCUCUCUGCGGCGACAGAGGUCUGCAAGCGGCCGCUGAGUGACUCAGAGAAAGAGCUGAUAGGUGCUAGCGUUCAGCGAGCUUUCGAUGUCAUGGAUCUGGAGCGGGACGGCAAGAUCAACAAGCAUGAGUGGCUGCACACCGCUCUGCUGGACAUGCACCCCCCAGGGUCUGUAGCCACGGAAAUCAUCACGAAGAAAUUGCGGGAGUCAGAAAUCCCGGACAUUGUAGCCAAACUUGUCCACACCUGGCUAUCUUCAGAUGAGAUGGUUUGCGGCAUGGUUACGCGGAAGAUGCUCUCCACCAACCUAUGUUUUGAUCCCGAUGUUGAUACUGACUUGCUUGAUGUGCUGAACGCGAUGGGAAGCGACAGCAUCACGUAUGCGGAGUUUGUGGCAAAUGCGCUGCGCCUGACAUUUCGGCCAGUCGAGCUCUACUAUUAUGAUCUCUCCAAGAGUUUCGCUUCGGUUCUUUCACCGGUCCUGCUCGGCCAAUAUGAAGAGGGCAUCUGGCACACAAGUGUCGGUGUCUUUGAUCAGGAGUUGUACUUCUUCGGCUACAUUCUGACCUGCUACCCUGGUCAGAGUGCCUUUGGACAGCCCAGGAAGAGUCUUCAUCUGGGACAUACCUUGCGCACGGUGGAGGAGCUGAAUGAAGAGAUCAAGAGGGUCUACUUCGACUAUCGCCCCGACCUGUACGACGCUUUUGACCACAACUGCAACGACCUGAGCAACCACAUGGUGCAAUUCCUCCUGGGCCGAUCCAUCCCCGACUCGGUUCCUUGUGAAAUUUGCUACAAAGAGAGCGAUUUCAAGUAG
Messenger RNA from Symbiodinium pilosum, 1203 nucleotides. The record is from the annotation of a GenBank genome assembly. NCBI's taxonomy places the organism in Eukaryota, Dinophyceae, Suessiales, Symbiodiniaceae.